This is a messenger RNA of Spodoptera frugiperda (fall armyworm), 759 nucleotides long. RefSeq lists its product as uncharacterized. The transcript is spliced from 2 exons. The coding region runs from base 125 to 673 and encodes 182 amino acids. Lineage: Eukaryota; Metazoa; Arthropoda; Insecta; Lepidoptera; Noctuidae. The record is from RefSeq and is a predicted model, not a curated record.
AAUAAGUUUGUAAGUACAUAAUGUUUCUUCGAUUCUGAUGAUUGAUUUCAGAAAUAACGAUUAACUUUAUCUAAACAAGUGUGUGGAUAUUAUGAGUGUGUUUUGAGAUUUCAAGUGAUCCGAGAUGAGAAUAACAUUAAACAUAUGCGUGACAUUACUUUUAAUAAAAAUGGCGACUCCUUCAAGUAUAUUCGAUGCGAUGACUAAAGACAAAAGAAAUGAAAACGCCAUACUGCUCAGUAGAGUAGUGCAGUACAUAGUGGAUACAAAGGUUCGUUCCAAGAGUAGAAGAGCAUUCGGGAAUAAUGGACCACUGGGAAAGUCAAGACAUUUCAAUGGCCGCGGAGGUCGCGUUGACCCACGAUCGGCUUUGAGGAUGCCUGAAGAAGGAAAGAUACUGAAAGAUGACCAUGCAAACUUGGUUGAAAAAGAAUUAAAAGGUGCUCUGUCUCACAAGAAUUCCGCUCUCUACGACCGGCCGUUUGUCGAGAAACGAGGAAAGAAUGACUAUCUGGUGAUGAGACCUGAAGUAGUGGAUCCUUUUGUCACAGUGGUGCCCAAUCACAUUUAUUAUAAUAUUGAGAAGUCCUGCGUCAACUGGCUCGAUGACUGUAGUCUGAACGGCUUGAGAGAGAGGCUGCUAAGAGGAUCUAUAUCUUAUGGGAAGAAGUAGAUGAAUACAAAAGGAAUGAAAAGAAAUUAUUGUCACUAAUUAUAUAUGGCAGUCUGCCUUGAUAGAGUAAAUUGUAUAUUUUAAAA